AUGUCAACAUCUGUCGCAUCUGCCAAUUCGAUAACAGCACCUCAACAGAGUUCUACUCAAAUUGCUCACUACCGGCAAAUACUUGAACAGCUUUGCAGUAGUGAUAAUUUUCGCGAUGAUGUUAUUUCUAAUAAUGAUGAAUCUUGUCUUGUUCGUGGGGAUGAUUACUUUCCUCUUUAUUUUGACCAUUGUGUAAGUGCAGGUUAUGAUUUUAAUGGUAUUCGUAUUAUGCGUGGUAAUUAUCGUUAUUAUGUUAUUGAUCACGCUCGUUAUUGUCUUAAUAUUGUUCGUACUUAUCAACAUAGAGAUAUAUAUUAUUACAUUGAUAUUGAAGAUAUUAAUACAACUUUUCGUCGUUUUCGUAUUUUGGGUGUUCUUCAACGUAAUUUUAAUGAUGAUGCUAAUUACGAUAAAGUUGCAGCUCUUGCAGCUUACGAGCAACUGACGAGGGAUGAAUCAAGACAAGAAUAA
This is a messenger RNA of Rotaria socialis, 471 nucleotides long. The record is from the annotation of a GenBank genome assembly. NCBI's taxonomy places the organism in Eukaryota, Metazoa, Rotifera, Eurotatoria, Philodinida, Philodinidae.